Colias croceus (clouded yellow) is the source of this 1671-nucleotide messenger RNA. RefSeq names its product organic cation transporter protein-like. Lineage: Eukaryota; Metazoa; Arthropoda; Insecta; Lepidoptera; Pieridae. Gene Ontology annotation, cellular component: membrane. The transcript is spliced from 7 exons. Bases 76 to 1671 code for a protein of 531 amino acids. Gene Ontology annotation, biological process: transmembrane transport. Gene Ontology annotation, molecular function: transmembrane transporter activity. The record is from RefSeq and is a predicted model, not a curated record.
AAUUAUUGAAUGAUAAUGAAAUAGUUGUAUAAACAAAUUAAGAUUUUUUAAGUGUAUUUACUUAUGUAAUUAAAAAUGACGCAAGGGAAGACAUGUGUGGAUACGGAUGCGUUGCUGCAGGAGCUAGGGCAGUUCCGUGGCUAUCACCUUAUGAACUAUUGUCUGAUCGCUUUGGCGGGUUUCUCAACAGCUAUAUACUCAAUGAAUUAUGUGUUUUUAGCCGCUGAUGUGUCGUACAGAUGUGUGAUCCCAGAAUGCGAGCUAUCCAACAGCACGGAGUACUCCCCACCAUGGCUCGAGCUGGCCCUACCAGAAGGUACCCAGGAGCGCCGCUGCUCCGCGCGCACUCCGGUGGACGCCUGCGACAGCUUCUCGGAGGAACUGCGGCCCUGUGACCAUUGGUUGUAUGCUUCAAAGGACACGAUUGUUGCUGAGUUCAAUUUGGCGUGUCAAGAAUGGAAACGCACUUUGGUAGGCACCAUCCACAACUUCGGAAUACUGGUCUCUGUGCCCUUAUUAGGAUACAUGUCUGACAGAUGGGGCCGUAAAAAGGCGUUGGUGCUAAGCUGCACGCUGUUGGGCGCUAUCGGUUCCUUAAAAGCUUUUUCCAUCUCCUACGAAAUGUAUGUUAUUGUGGAAUUCCUGGAGACUGUAGCGGGAGCCAGUGCCUUCCCUGCUGCUUAUAUUUUGACUAUUGAACUCUUGGGACAAGACAUGAGAGUAUUAGCAACUGCGUUCCUGGGCAUCUUGUUAGUCAUAGGCGGCUUGUGUUUUGCCCUUAUCGCAAAGACCUUCCAGUACUGGCGCACUUUCAUCCUCGUUGCUUACCCACCGUCGCUUCUCUUCAUAUCCUACAUAUACUUCUUACCAGAGAGCAUACGCUGGCUUCUUUCUAAAGGAAAGAAAGAAGAAGCGCUUAAAAUAAUAAAGAAAGCCGCUAAAAUGAACAAGGUGACGCUAUCAAAAGAAAUAAUGCGUCAGUUGACAACCGUUGAUGAAAAAGUGAAGACAGAAGAGAAACGACCAGUGGAACAAGGGCUUUGGAUGCAAGUGGUGAAAUCUCCAAUAAUAAUGUCGCGAUUGGCCAUCUGUUCUUGGUGGUGGAUUACUUGUACAUUCGUAUUCUAUGGGCUGGCGAUAAACUCUGUUUCUCUAGCUGGAGACAAGUAUACGAACUUCAUGUUAGUGGUGAGCGUGGAAGUGAUAGGGGUGGGCACUAAUGCGUUAGUGUUGGAUCGGAUUGGUAGGAAGCGAACUCUGCUGAUUGCUUACUUGGUUUGCGGAGUGUCCUGUAUCGCGAUCGCGUUUGUUCCUAAAGGCAUGUCCUGGCUCGUGACGCUCUUGUACCUGGUGGGCAAGAUCGCCAUAACGCAGACGUUCAACGGCAUCUACAUGUACACGUCGGAGCUGUUCCCGACGCACGCGCGCCACUCGCUGCUCGGUUUCUGCUCGAUGGUCGGCCGUGUGGGAUCCAUCGUGGCGCCGCAGAUGCCGUUGCUUGCCAUCUACAUCGACUGGUUGCCUUCACUCCUAUUCGGUUCAACCGCGCUUAUAGCGGCUGCCCUGAUGAUGACAACGCCAGAGACCCUCAACGUGCGCCUUCCAGACACUAUACUUGAAGCUGAAAACAUCGGCAAAGAAAAACCCAACACGGAUACAUCACAGCUUUGA